CGACUUCCGGUAGAGAAAUGACAGGAAGUUGAGCGUGCUGGAAGAAAACAAAUAACGAAAAAUGAAUGCUCCACCGACUUUUGAAUCAUUUCUGCUCUUUGAAGGAGAGAAAAAAAUUACAAUAGAAAAAGAUACAAAGGUACCAAAUGCAGCUCUUUUUACUGUGAAUAAGGAAGAUCAUACAUUAGGCAACAUGAUCACAACACAAUUAUUAAAAGAUCCACAAGUUUUGUUUGCUGGUUAUAAAAAUCCACAUCCCCUGGAACACAAAUUUGUUGUAAGAAUCCAAACUACAGCUGAUUACAGUCCUCAGGAAGCGUUUACGAAUGCUAUUACAGAUUUAAUCAGUGAAAUAUCUCUACUAGAAGAAAGAUUUAAGGAAUCUGUGAAAGAACGAGCAGAAGGAGAAAUUUAGAUAUUUUUGUGAUCAGUGAAACAUCAACUAAUGACAAUCUAUGGCAACCGCUGUUCAAUGACGGAUUUUAAACACAUUAGACACAAGAUAUGAAUCAUAUCUUAUUCUAGGUUUAAAAGAAAUUAAUAUCAAUUUACAUCUAAAGUGUUAAUUGAUGGAAUGUGCACUAGUAAGAUUGAAAACAUGGAAAAUGUAAACAAGUGAAAGAUAACAAGUAAACUGUGUAACACGUCAUGUUCAUAUAUUUGUAUAUAAUGUCAUCAUGUAAAUAGAUAUCAUCGAUAAAUUCA
Molecule: messenger RNA, 705 nt
Organism: Patella vulgata (common limpet)
Lineage: Eukaryota; Metazoa; Mollusca; Gastropoda; Patellidae
Product: DNA-directed RNA polymerase II subunit RPB11-a
Exons: 4
Coding region: 62-415 (117 amino acids)
Biological process (GO): transcription by RNA polymerase II
Cellular component (GO): RNA polymerase II, core complex
Molecular function (GO): DNA binding; protein dimerization activity
Source: RefSeq, a predicted model, not a curated record